AUGGAUGAGGACUUGGAGUCAAUAACAGAGGAAACUUCAUUCGUGGUUGAUAAAAAGAAGAUUUUGUCAUUGGAUUACUAUCGAUCGAAUUUAGGAGUGACUUGCUUGGAUGUUGAAAAUCGAAAAUUGUAUGUAUAUGAGGAUAUUGAGGUGUCCUACCCAAAUAUAUAUGUGGACGCAAUUAUUGAUGAUUUGGGACCUGAUAUUAUAUUUGUGUCUUCCCGAUGCACAGAAUCUAUGAUUACCCUUGUAAGGAGUUUGGAGGUAGAUCGGAACUUGACAGUUUUUGUCAAGAUAGUGUCAGAAUAUACAAAAUCUGACCACCAAAGUUUGGCACAAUCAUUUGAGAAGUAUAUUGGUACUGUUAGCUCAAGGCUUUUCAUGAAUGCAGCGUUGAAAUCCCCCUACUAUAAAAUUAGUAUGGGCACGUUGAAUGCGAUUUAUCUUGAAAUAUCAGAUUACACCGAUGUCCAAUGUUUGGCAGAAAUGGUUGAUUCCGUCGAAUCUUGCAACUAUAAGAACCUCAUGUUCGUCGAUGUUGACCUGUUGUAUGCUCUUCAGAUUGAUACUGAUUCACACACAAACAAAGUUUCAAAGAACUCGAUAAAUAGCUUAUUUGAUUUCUUGAACCAUACAGCUACACGAGAAGGAUAUUUGCUACUUCGUGACUGGGUGAGAAAGCCCUUGGCAAAUUUAAAAUUAAUCGAGGAACGUCAAGCUUUGGUAAAAGUUUUGUCUUUAGAGUCCUUCAAAGAGAGUCGAAAACUGGUAUUCAAACUACUAAGCCAAUUAAAGGGUCUGUUUCGGAAGAUCAGAAGAUUGAGGACAAAUGAGUUGCUUUGGAAUAGUUGGAAAUCUUUGCUUCUUUUUUUGUCCAAUUCGGUGCAAAUUGUGAAGCUUUUGAGGUUAUAUAUUGCUACAUUAGGAGUCGGGACUUUGCCAGGCUUCAAUUUUCGUGCCUUGUUGAGUGAUGACGUUCUUGAGUUUCGGAAACUUUCAGAUGCCAUACUUCUGAUCAUUGAGUUGGAAUCAUCCUCGGAAGAGGGCAAGGUUAGAGUUUUAAGUGGAGUGGACGAAGAGAUUGACCAAUUGAGAGUAAUUUAUAAUGACUUGGAGUCGAUUUUGCAAAAUUGCACUGAGGAACUAAUGGCUACACACAACCAAAACUUCAACACGGUUUACAUACCACAGUUGGGUUUUUUAGUUUCCAUUGAUGUCACCACUUCCUCACUGGAUUUGGAUUUACCAAUAGAAUGGGAGCAAGUGUUUGCGACACCUACCAAUGCAUAUUACAAAUGCAACAAAGUUCAAGAAUUGGAUGAAAAGUUUGGUGAUGUUCACACUCUUAUUAACGAUAGAGAAAUAGAGAUUAUACAAGGGUUGCAGGAGGAAGUGUUGGAUUAUGAAGAGAAAAUACUAGAUGUUAUGGAUGGCCUAGUAGAAUUGGACUGUUUUUGCUCGUUGGCUGAAGUUUCAGCAUUUCCCAAUUUCAAUUUCCCAACAUUAACCGAUGGAUUGGAGUUGCAAAUCGAAAAUGGGCGUCAUGUAUUACUAGAAUCAUGUCUGAAAUUGGUUGUCUCCAAUGAUAUAGAAUACAAAAAUAAGGAACGGAUGAUCAUCAUCACUGGGGCCAACUUCUCAGGAAAAUCGAUCUUCCUCAAUCAGACUGCAUUGAUUGUGGUUCUUGCGCAAAUUGGUUGUGCCAUUCCAGCUACAUGUGCCGUUAUCGGUAUGGUUGAUAAAUUAUUAACAAGAAUCCUGUCAAGGGAGUCAUUAGAAAAACGUCAGUCCACGUUUGCCAUAGAUAUAAAUCAGCUAUCAAAGUGUAUUGAUCACAAGACAGAGAGAUCGUUGGUGAUCAUUGAUGAAUUUGGCAAAGGUAGUGAUUCAAUUGACUCACCGGCCCUUUUAGGAGGCACUUUAGUCUAUUUUGCUUCACAGAAUGAUUGUCCUAGGUGUAUAAUUUCCACCCAUUUCAUGGAGCUUUUUCGUGGUAAUUUGAUUGUUGAUAGGUUGCCUCAAGAGAGAGUCAAGUUCUUAUCUACCCAGGUAAUUCUACAAAAUGAUCAAACAGAUCGCACCAGUAUUACGUACUUGUACAAAAUCGUCCCAGGGAUAUGCGACAAUAGUCAUGGAAUCCAUUGUGCUAAAGUCUGUGGAAUUCCACUGACGAUUAUUGCACGAGCAAAAGAGAUUGGUCACAAACUUGAUGAAGGAAAAGAUUUGGUUAACGAGAUGACUCUUUUGACUGCACAUGAAGAGCAAAAUUACUCCAUUGCAAGAGAUGUAGUUAUGAAAUUUUUAGCAUUAGAUUUCAGUGAAGCAGAUCGAACUACAUUUGAUAUCUCACAAUUUGAUGCUAUAUUUUGA
Molecule: messenger RNA, 2370 nt
Organism: Lodderomyces orthopsilosis Co 90-125
Lineage: Eukaryota; Fungi; Ascomycota; Pichiomycetes; Serinales; Debaryomycetaceae
Product: MutS family protein
Exons: 2
Coding region: 1-2370 (789 amino acids)
Biological process (GO): chiasma assembly; mismatch repair
Cellular component (GO): nucleus
Molecular function (GO): ATP binding; mismatched DNA binding; ATP-dependent DNA damage sensor activity
Source: RefSeq, a predicted model, not a curated record